Messenger RNA from Acanthosepion pharaonis, 768 nucleotides. NCBI's taxonomy places the organism in Eukaryota, Metazoa, Mollusca, Cephalopoda, Sepiida, Sepiidae. The record is from the annotation of a GenBank genome assembly.
AUGCAGGACCAGGGUUUAUUUCUAUUUUCUUUUUAUAUGCCAUGUCCUUUCAGCGAAUUCCAGCACAAAUUGGCCAAUAUUGCGUCCAAGCUGAAUAGAGCGUACAAUCGUCUCUUUCAGCACAUCAACCAAGAAACACUUUUCCGAACGCCGCUCAAAACCACCGAAUAUUCAAUGGCUGAGAUUUUUGUUUUCAAUCUCUCUCUACGCUUUUCUUACGCCUUCUCUCUCUACGCCAUUCUUUCCCUCUUUCUAAUUCUCAUUCUCCCUGCCUUUAUCAUUUUCCUUUUCUCUCUUCGAUUUUUACUCACUCUCAUCCUCUCUCUCUCUCUCUCUCUCUCUCUCUCUCUCUCUCUCUCUCUCUCUCUCUCUACGACUUUCUUAGCCACGAUCGUAAGUUGUCGUCACUCUUUCAUUUUCUUCAAGACCCGAGGGCCCAUUUCUGUGAUGAGUGGACAGACGGCGGUCGAAGGAGAAAAAUACAAAAUCUAUCUAUCUAUCUAUCUAUCUCAUUCUGUUCACAUCUAUCUAUCUAUCUAUCUAUCUAUCUAUCUAUCUAUCUCAUUCUGUUCAUUAUCUAUCUAUCUUGUCUAUUUUGAUCGAUCUAUCUAUCGAUCUAUCUAUCUUAAUCUGUUUAGGUCUAUCUAUGUAUCUAUCUAUCUCCCCUCAUAUCUAUCCAUAUCUAUCUAUCUAAGUCUAUUUAGAUCUAUCUAUCUAUCUAUCUAUCUAUCUAUCUAUCUAUGUCUGCAUAUCUAUCUAUCUAUCUAA